AUGUCUGGGGCAGCCUACUGUUCCAGGGGGAAACUUAGUCAAAGUGGAAGGCUUCAUGAGCAGGAUCUCGAGAUUCUCAAAGAAAACCUCAAGCCAUCAGCUGAGAGUCUGGACCUGGGGGAGUGUGAGCUGAAAGGCCAUGAGCUCAUUCACACUGGAGCGAAACCGUAUAGCUGUGAUCAGUGUGGGAAAAAAUUUGCUCGAAAGGCGGACUUAAAGAUCCACCAACAAACUCACAUGGGAGAGAAACCAUACAGCUGUGAGAUGUGUGGGAAAGCUUUUAGACGAACAACUGCAUUGAAGAAUCAUAUACGCACUCACACCGGAGAGAAACCAUAUAAAUGUGAGGACUGUGGUAAAAGUUUCAGUCACGUGGGUUCUUUCAAGCUCAAUGAGCGGAUGCACACUGGAGAGAAACCAUAUAAAUGUGAGGACUGUGGUAAAAGUUGCAGUCAGGCAGGUUACUUGAAGAUUCACAGAAACAUCCACACCAGAGAAUUACUCUACCCUUGUCAGGAUUGUGGUAAAGUCUUUGAAAAUCAAAGUGGUUUAAAGUAUCAUGAGCGUGUUCACGCUGGAGAGAAACCGUACAAGUGCAGAUACUGUGAAAAGAAGUUCACAGUAUCAUCAACAUGGGUAACCCAUGAACGCACCCACACUGGAGAGAAACCAUACAGCUGUGAGCAAUGUGGGAAAACCUUCAGGCAAAAAAAACACUUAACAUGCCACCAGCAGAUCCACACUGGAGAGAAACCACACAAAUGUAGACACUGUGAGAAAACCUUCAGAAGUCAAGGGGAAUGUGUCGCACAUGAAGUCGUCCACACCGGUCUGAAACCAUACGUCUGUGGGGAGUGUGGGAAGAGUUUUAGGAGUUCAUCUUCACUUCACAAACAUGAACUCACCCAUGUUGGAGUCAGAGAGUACCAGCAUGAGCCUGGUAACAAAAGGUUUGCUUCAGCUCACAGUCUUAAGGAGCAUCAGCGUGUCCACACCGGACACAGGCCGUACUGGUGUGUUGGUUGUGAGAAAAGCUUCACAUGGAGCUCUGGACUGAAAACACACAAAUGUGUCAAAAAAGAGAGUUAA
Molecule: messenger RNA, 1089 nt
Organism: Cheilinus undulatus (humphead wrasse)
Lineage: Eukaryota; Metazoa; Chordata; Actinopteri; Labriformes; Labridae
Product: zinc finger protein 239-like
Exons: 3
Coding region: 1-1089 (362 amino acids)
Source: RefSeq, a predicted model, not a curated record